Molecule: messenger RNA, 1562 nt
Organism: Mastomys coucha (southern multimammate mouse)
Lineage: Eukaryota; Metazoa; Chordata; Mammalia; Rodentia; Muridae
Gene: Akt1s1
Product: AKT1 substrate 1
Exons: 5
Coding region: 131-904 (257 amino acids)
Biological process (GO): negative regulation of TOR signaling; neurotrophin TRK receptor signaling pathway; negative regulation of protein kinase activity
Cellular component (GO): cytoplasm
Source: RefSeq, a predicted model, not a curated record
UGCCGUUUUUUCCGAGGACAAACCGUAGCGGCGUGGUGGAAGCCAUGUUAAUGCGGGGCACUACCAUCUCUUUGCGGGGCACGACGGCGAGGUGUUGGAAAAGCGAAACGGAGAGCGGAAAAGGGCUCGAAUGGCGUCUGGGCGGCCAGAGGAACUGUGGGAAGCCGUCGUGGGGGCCGCCGAGCGCUUUCGGGCCCGCACUGGCACAGAGCUGGUAUUACUGACUGCAGCACCACCGCCACCCCCCCGCCCAGGGCCCUGUGCCUAUGCUGCCCAUGGCCGUGGAGCCCUGGCAGAGGCUGCCCGACGCUGCCUCCACGACAUUGCACAGGCACACAGGGCUGCCACUGCCACCCGACCUCCUGGCCCCCCACCAGCACCACAGCUGCCCAGUCAUGCUCCUAGCCCACCACCUCGGCCAGCCUUGGCCAGGGAGGAGGAUGAGGAAGAUGAGGACGAGCCCACUGAAACAGAGACAUCUGGGGAGCGGCUGGGCGGUAGUGAUAAUGGAGGUCUCUUCAUGAUGGAUGAGGAUGCCACCCUCCAGGACCUGCCCCCCUUCUGCGAAUCAGACCCGGAGAGCACAGAUGACGGCAGCCUGAGUGAGGAGACACCCGCCGGUCCCCCAGCCUGCCCCAAGCCCCCGGCCACAGCCCUGCCUACCCAGCAGUAUGCCAAGUCUCUGCCUGUGUCGGUGCCAGUGUGGGCCUUCAAGGAGAAGAGGACAGAAGCCCGAUCGUCAGAUGAGGAGAAUGGCCCGCCCUCCUCCCCCGACCUAGACCGAAUAGCCGCUAGCAUGCGCGCGCUGGUGCUGCGGGAGGCCGAAGACACCCAGGUCUUCGGGGAUCUUCCGCGCCCGCGGCUCAACACCAGCGACUUCCAGAAGCUGAAGCGGAAAUACUAAGCUUGCAGAACGCCUCGGCGUGCGGGAGCCCGCGGUCUGCUCUGCCCAGCGACAGAACAAUUCUUUGCGGGAUCGGCUAGCUCCGCUUGGGCGGGGCUGGUUGUAGACGCUCAGAGGGUCGACUCCGUUUCUUGCCUAGCAACAGAAGCUUUGCCCGCACAGCCUUGACUCGCGGCCCCAGGGCAGAGCCCAGCUGCGGGAGCUGGCGCUGCUCAGCCAGUGUCCGAAGAGUUGCCAGCCGCCCCCUACCCGACUGGCCCCGGCCUCUGGGAGUGUGGCCAAGCCCUCCCUAACCCAGAAUUGGCCCGAGGCCUUGAAUUUCUUACACUACUAGGGCUGUUAAUCGAUUGGUUUUGUUUUCCUUUGCCUGAGUCCUGACAGUUGUAUCCCGGUCCCCCGGGGAACAGUCUGGUCCUUCUCUGUGUCUGACGCCCCUAUAGGUUCCACCGCACGACAGACUGUACAUCAAAACUUGUCCUGUGCCCAGGACGGUACCAGCUUCCUGUCCCCCGACCCUAACAGGUGCCUUAAAAGGCCCUCUCCCACCCUAGGUGGGGGGGCCGGGGGGGCCUCACUUUCCGGCCCUAGACUUGGGUACGGGAGAGUGGGAUGGGGGUAGGGAGGGGCGCUCUGAGAUUAAAGUUUUACCUCUGACUAG